Messenger RNA from Daldinia decipiens, 1527 nucleotides. RefSeq lists its product as uncharacterized. Bases 557 to 1321 code for a protein of 254 amino acids. The record is from RefSeq and is a predicted model, not a curated record. Lineage: Eukaryota; Fungi; Ascomycota; Sordariomycetes; Xylariales; Hypoxylaceae. The transcript has a single exon.
CUUGGCGUUUGCAGCCACGUCGACGGGAUAAGUGCGAGCCCAGCUGGGGGGAUAUAAUCCGCACAGCCACGUAGAAUCCGGGGCCUACGUUCAAGUCCCACUCGGCAUCGUUAUCGUGACCAUUUGGAGGAACCCGUUGGUAAGCCGUAAUCUUAACCCCAUCUCCCUCGCAUCUCUGCUAAUCUUAUUGUCUCCUCUCGACCCCAUCAUCGGGCCAUGAUGUGCAAGCUCGCACCAACCUGCGCUCAGCCGCGCUUUGCGAUCAGCAGCCAAGACCCGACUAUGGCUCCUUCGGAAAAUCCAGCCUUGUAGAAGUUUAUUUGCUGCGGGGACCAACAUGACGAUGCUUGUUGAUCUCGUAGAUAUAAAUCUCUGAUCAGUUGUCGUUCUAAGAUGACUUACCAUCACCAUCUCCGACACAUUCUACACAUUUAAUAAUAUAUUCACUAUCUACCUUACUCAUAAUCUCUCAUCACUUCUUUUUAGAAGCUCCUUACUGCUUAUAAAAAUACCUUCAAAGCUCUAAUCUAGCUUCUUCUAAUCAAUAAUAUCAAAGAUGUCGUCAUUUGCCAAGACUGCCGCUUCUCUGGCCUGCCUCGCAGCGGUCACGAUGGCGACUCCCCUUAUGAAGCGAAGUGAAUGGGACUGCCCAACGGGCAAGGUCUUCUACUCAUGCUCCAACGGAUACCGUGGGUGCUUCGAACAGGACCCUUGCGCUCUUCCUCCAGUUGCCACCACCUCUCUCGCCUCUCCCAGCACUACUACCACUUCCACCAUCAGCUCCAGCACUUCUUUCGUUGCUGCUGCUUGCCCGACCGGGACCAAGGGUAGCAUCUGGCAACCGUCUAUGUACAACCUAUUCCCGGAAGACCCCGACCACUCGGAGCCGUCCGUCUCUUUCAUAGACAUCUUUACCCAGGAGAACAGGCCACCCAAGGAACAGGCUGUUGUCUUCCGGGGCAUCCCGGCCGAGGCCAAGACGUGCAACAUCAACUGGGACCAAGCCGCCGAGUCGGAGCGCAACUUCACCGUCGACGGCAGCGGCUACGUCUCCCUCCUACAGCUGAACGGCUUCCCCUACGGCGAGCCCGUCUCCUCAUCCAGCGUAGCCGCCUUCGAGCCUGCGGGUGCAAACGCUGUGCACGGCGACUUCACCUUCUGGGACAAGCAGACCAAGACCGCCUGGCCUCACUCCAUCGGCCCCGUCAACUGCAGCGAGGAGAUCUACAUCCGGAUCGCUCUCGACCCCCUCUCCGGCUUCGGCCACCUCUUCAUGGACCAGGACAAGAAGAACGGCUUCCACAUCGACUACACGUGCUAAAUGAAAAGGAAGGAAAUAGGGGGUGUUUGCAUUACACCGGUACGGAUUCGGAAAACUCACUCAUUUACGAUCAUGCAUUAGCGUUGGCGUUUUAACAUGGAAUUUGCAUAUGAAUCACGCUCCUUUACCAAGAUUUGGGGGGAAUGCAUUUAUUUUUAAUUCAAUAAUUAGUUAAUAUUAUACGCAAAAUAUAGUUUUUACAUUCA